Lactuca saligna is the source of this 2298-nucleotide messenger RNA. The record is from the annotation of a GenBank genome assembly. Lineage: Eukaryota; Viridiplantae; Streptophyta; Magnoliopsida; Asterales; Asteraceae.
AAGGCUGUUACUUCUUUCCACUUCGCUAUUUUAUUUCAUCUAUCUAUCUCUCUCUCUCUCUCUCUCUCUCUCUCUCUCUCUCUCUCUCAAUACUCACAAGAAAACAGAGUAGCGACAGCCAUGGCAGCCAACAAAUUUGCAACCAUGGUGCACACGAACACGAACAACAUCACACUCAUUCUCAUCUAUGCGGUUCUUGAAUGGACACUCAUACUUCUCCUCCUCCUCAACUCUCUCUUCUCUUUUCUCAUCAUCAAAUUUUCCCAAUUCUUUGCCCUAAAGCCACCCUGCUUGUGGUGUUCUACCCUCCAUCGCUUCUUAGAACCCGAAAACAUCAAUUCCCACCGCGAUCUUCUCUGCGAACUACAUUCCAAAGAGGUUUCCAUCUUGGGAUUCUGCCCAAAUCACAAAAAAUUGGCAGAAAUCAAAUCAUUGUGUGAUGAUUGCUUUUCAUCUCAUCUCGAUUUCCAAUGUGAGGUCAAAGAGAGUGAUGGCGGAGAUGAAGAUGAACAGAACUUGAAGUGUUCAUGCUGUGGUUUGAAGUUUCAUAAGAAAAGUUUUGAUAGUUUUGUAGUGACUCGGAAUUCUUGUGAUGUAUUGGAGCAUACUAAGAGCGAGGGUUUGAUCAAAAGUUCCAAUGAUCAAGUUGGAUCAGAUUUAAUGGAAGAAACCCUUCAAAUUCACAGCAAAAAAGUGACUCGGAUGAAUAAUGACGGGAAAGAUACAUGGGAUUCAAAUACUUUUGAAAUUGAAACAGAAUUGAAUGAAUUUGAAAAGAAGGAAGAUUCAACUUCUGAUUUUCUCCCACAAGAUCUCGAAUUCUUCUUUGAUCAUAGUGGUAAUCAGUUGGUACCUAUUGAAUUAGUUGACUCAACAACGGAGGAAAGUCAAAACGUUUCUGAAGCUGAUGAAGAUCAUGCGUCUGGAGAUAACGAAAAAGCUCUGGUAAUCCAAAACCAUCAGAUGACAGGGCUUGAAUCCACGGAGUUGAAAGAAACUGAGAAUUCUCUUGUUUUACAUGCAAAAAACAGUGAAGUCAUUUAUGAAAAAUCCGCCAUUGUUCAAGAAACUCAAACCCUGUUCAUCGAAGAACUUCAAGAAAAUGCAGUAGGAACAGAGAAAUCCGAUCCAGAUACUCAUCUGGUUCAUGAAGAAGCAGAUGUGACAAUUGGAACAGAGAUUACUGUUCUUGACUUAUGUGUUGUGGAACCUUCAUCCAUUUCACAUGAUAUACAUGUAAUUGAAAAUGGUCUCGAAUCAAAUAAAUCAACUGAACGCUAUAAUCAGAUUGAGGAAGAGAAAAUUCCCAAUACACCCCAUUCGACUGAGAGCUUAAAUCAACCAAACAAUAAUUUGUUGAUGAUAGAGGCAAAGGAAUCGGGGGCAGAAGAGUCAUUUGACACCGUGGAGAAGCUAAAAUCAGCUUUACAAGCUUUGUAUGCUGAGUUGGAGGAGGAGAGAGGCGCUUCAGCGGUAGCUGCCAGUGAAACAAUGGCGAUGAUCAACCGGCUUCAAGAAGAGAAGGCGGCAAUGCAAAUGGAGGCCUUACAAUAUCAAAGAAUGAUGGAAGAACAAUCAGAAUAUGAUCAAGAAGCUUUGCAACUCUUGAAUGAUCUUAUGGUCAAACGGGAAAAGGAAUUGGAAUUCUAUCGGAAAAAAGUGGCGGAAUAUGAAGCGAAGGAAAGAUGGCUUUCGCAGGGGAGUGAAAAAAGUGGGGCGGGUUCGGAUUCUUGUAGUCAUUCCGAGGAGGGGAAUGGAAUCCCAAUUAAUGGGAACCAAGAGAGCUGGAAUCGGGAUACCCAUGAUGACGGUUUUCUCGAUCUUGAAUCUUCGUUAGCGGAUUUUGAGGAAGAAAGGUUGUUGAUUUUUGAACAAGUUAAGGUUCUUGAAGAGAAGCUUUUUGCUUUAAGUGACGAAGAGAAUCAACGGAUUGAGGACGUAAGACCUAUCCAAGAUCUUGAUGAGGAAAACGAGAAAGUUUAUGAAAACGGAUUUGAGACCAUUGGUUCACCGGAAAACGGAUUCCAUUCCGAUGCCAUUGGAAUAGAGAGCGAAGGGAAGGUGAUAACAUUAAAUGGAUUCCAUUCCGGAGAGUUGGAAAACGGGAACAUUGGAAAGAGGAGGGGUGACUUCGAAGAGGAAGUGGAUCAAGUUUAUGGAAGGCUACAAGCUCUUGAAGCCGAUAGAGAGUUCUUAAAACAUUGCAUUGGAUCAUUGAAGAAAGGUGACAAAGGAAUGGAACUACUCCAAGAAAUCUUGCAGCAUUUACGUGAUCUUCGAACCAUGGAUCUUCAAUGA